AUGGACGGGGCGGCCGAGGAGCGGCGGGCGGCCGGAGGGCUCGGCACGGGCUGUGAGUGCCAGGAUGAGAAGGAGAACAUGCUGCUGAAUCCAGAGCACCUUGUGGUGGAUGCUGAUGCUGUUGGUGACCACGGUGCAGGGAGCAGUGUGCUACCUGCAUUCCCAGGCACAGUCAGACAAGAAAUAGCUGAGGAUAACUUGGGAAUAGAAGACAGGAAUAGCUCUGUGAAGAAGGUGGAAAAUGAUGGGGGAUGCAGUACCCUGCAGGCAACUGGGUCAUCUUCCAAAGGCUCCGUUGUCCUUGACGGCCAGCAUGACUUUGCCUCGGCAUGUGAGCAACCAUCGGAUUUCUGCGGUGACACGAAGGUUGGAUUAGCACAGGAGCCCACAGGUCAGUCAGGGUCACAAGAGCACUCUGAGACUUGCUGCCCUGCUGGGACUGAAACGGAGGAGAAGAAGGAAAAAACUAAGCAGGCAUCCAGUGGAGUGGCUGGAACUCCCUACAGGCAGGAGGAGAUCGGCCUGGCCCCUCACCAACCCAAAGGUGCUCCAGGCAGCGCUGCAGCUCAGAAUUCCUACCAGGGCUCUUCAGUCCUGGAGUGCAGAGGCAGCUGGGAUGUGGCCAAGGGGAAAAGAUCCUUACCUGUCAAGAAGAAACCCCGCACCUUCUACAGUGCAGAGCAACUAGAAAAGCUGGAGAAGAUGUUCCAGGAAGAUCACUAUCCUGACAAUGAGAAGAGGAGAGAGAUUGCAGCUGUGGUUGGUGUGACACCACAGCGUAUCCUGGUCUGGUUUCAGAAUCGCAGAGCAAAGUGGCGGAAAUUGCAGAAGUUGAGUAUAAAAGGCAACAGAAAAUAUCCAGCAUCAUCAGCUCUGUCAGUCCGCUUUGGAUCAGAGGGCUAUGGUGCACCUCCUCUGCCCGUGCCUCCACUGCCUGACGCUGCUGGAGACCAGCCUGGCGUGCUGGGAGGAGACCCUGGAGCUGGGAACUGCUCCAGCCUGCUCAGCACACACCCUGAAUCACCCACCUCUGCCUCAGCCUCCUCGGUGGCAGGAGUGGUGGCACCCUGUGAAACACAAGCUCAGAGCCAGGCGCUGCCGCAGCUGCACUUCAAUUCCAGCGGCACAGUGGAGUGCUUCCCUCAUCUUCCCAGCCCUCCUCCCAUCCGCAGGGCCAGCCUGGAGCUCGGCCUGGCCUUCGACCUCGACAGCCACAUUGUUCCCCUGAUGCUGGACACGCCCAGCAGGGAAUGCAGCUUGGCCAGCCAGGAAAAUGGCUUCAGGGAUGCCUUCUCUUAUGGCGUCCAGAACCAAGGCUUCAGUUCACCAGUUUCCUGCCCUUACCCGGAGCAGCUGGAGCCUGCAGACAACCUGGAGGCCACCUACUGUCAGUACAGCAGCCAGGGGGGAAUCUACCAGCUCUCCCAGUUGUGUCACCAAGGUCACCUGGCCAGCAAUAUGUUCUCCAGUGACCACCUUCCUCCUUCAACACCCCUGGAAUCCCAUCCAGUUUUCCCUGAUUUACCUGACAACAGUGGAGCCAUAACCUAUGGAGCCACACAAGGCUAUGUACAAAACCACACGGAGGGACCAGUCAUGCCACAGCAGCCAAGUGGCAAUUCAGCAGACAUCCAUGCCUAUCCAGCUGUGCCCUGGAGUGAUUUCUACAUGCAGGGAGCUCCUUUCUCCAACCAGUUGCCUUCCCAAAUGCCUUUUUCUAGCAUGGCAGGAGGGCAGUACUUCACAGAGCCAUAUCUCCUUCAAGUGGCCAACGGGACAGUACUGGAAUCCAUGCCACAGACUGGAAAACAAAAGAGAGUGACACCACCAGAGCAAAGUUCCUACCAGAGCUACCAAACAGAGCCAGAGUUGGGAGCACUUGCUGAAAAAGAGGCCUUUGAGAGCAGCAGCAAGAAAGGAGAGACUACUGUUGAAAUUCAAGAAGAAAUUCAUGACUAAUGCUGCACUCUGAGAAAAAAAAGGAAGAGGAAAAAUUGCUAUUUCAAACUCUGCAAAAGAAGAGUCUAAAAGAGACAAGGAUAAUAUUAUUUGCAACAGAUGCAUUUUUUCUUUUUUUUCUUUUUUUUUUCUUUUCUUUUCUUUUUUUUUUUUUUUUUUUUGUUACCAUGAGUAUUUUCUUGCUGACAAAAGAAGCAGGGAUAUUUCACUCAAUAAAAGUUCCUGCUCUGUUUUUUUUUGUUGUUUUUUUUUUUUUUUUAAAUCUCCUGGCUUUAUCCUUCUUAAGAAAUUCUAACCUUGACCAGCCCUCAGACAGGAGAGAGCUGAUGCAGGAACCAGAAUCCCAUGGGUGAAAAUUCCAGAUCAUGCAAGUAUCAGAAGGUCUGGCUGCUGUCCUGGAAUACACAGGAAGAUAAACCAGGAGAAAUAAGAUAAGAUAUAUGCAAAACAGGAGGAGAAACUCCAGCAACUGGGACUUCAGACAGCAAAAAAAGUGUCUUUGGAAGUCCAGCAGUGAUUUGGUUCUAGCCUUGAACUACUUCUAAAAAAUUAUUUUUGUUGUAAAACUGUAACAAUAAACAGCAAGACUGUAACUAUUA
Messenger RNA from Taeniopygia guttata (zebra finch), 2558 nucleotides. Lineage: Eukaryota; Metazoa; Chordata; Aves; Passeriformes; Estrildidae. The record is from RefSeq and is a predicted model, not a curated record.